UAACGUCCUGCCAGAGAACUCGGCGCCCCCACCGGACUCCCCACGCGCAAAGCAGAGAGAGAAUCCAUCCCAAACCCCAGCGACGACCAUGACUCCCCAAGCCCUCCUCCUCCUCCUCCUCCUCCUCGCCGCCGCCGUCGCCGUCGCCGCCGCGUCCGCGGCCCCGGAGAACGGCGCGGCGAACGACCUGCUCCCCAAGUACGGACUCCCGAAGGGCCUCAUCCCGGACUCGGUCAGCUCCUACACCUUCGACGAGGCCACGGGCGACUUCGAGAUCCACCUCGCGGGCACCUGCUACGUCCGCUUCGGCGACCACCUCGUCUACUACGAGAAGGCCCUCCGCGGCUGCCUCUCCAAGGGGCGGAUCACCGGCCUCGCCGGCAUCCAGGCCAAGAAGCUCUUCCUCUGGGUCUCCGUCUCCGGCAUCGUGGCGCACCCCGAGGAGGGCACACUCGAGUUCCAGGUCGGCUUCGUCUCCGAGGAGCUCUCCGCCUCGCUCUUCGACCGGGUGCCCGCCUGCGGCGCCAGCGCCGGCGCGCAGCUCCGCGGCGUCGCCGGGGUCAUCCAGGAGCUCGGCCUGCUCCCCGUUGCAGAGGCUUGAGCUUGGAGCCGGGCGUUCGUUCCACUUGCAGCAAAUUCUCCUUGGAUCCUACUGUGGGGUUGUUACACGAGUAAUGAAUGAUGAUAAUAAGAUGUCCGGUGCCUUUUUUAGCUCAGGAAGAAAGGCUUCAUGGGCCAUGGUGGUGUGCUGUUGGCAAAGUGUGUGUGGUCUGCUGUCUCUCCUUAGUGAACACGGAUUCUGUGUAGAAUUGUACAUUUGUUUUGUUGCAACUGGGACCUGUGUAAAAUGUAUGUAGUUCAUGUCUUCGUUUCCUAGCACUACUUCAGAAGAAGAAAAAUUACCUCCUAUGGAAAGUCUGGUGCUGCAUUUGUAA
Messenger RNA from Triticum aestivum (bread wheat), 935 nucleotides. RefSeq lists its product as uncharacterized. Lineage: Eukaryota; Viridiplantae; Streptophyta; Magnoliopsida; Poales; Poaceae. Bases 89 to 601 code for a protein of 170 amino acids. The record is from RefSeq and is a predicted model, not a curated record. The transcript has 2 exons.